AUGUUCAAUGCGUUGCAAAACGGGACUAAUCCAAAUCUGAUGCAAGAGAUGCAAAUUAAAAACUUGGAAUUGGAGUUGGAACGUUAUAAAAAUUAUAUUCACGCUCAACAGGAAAAAUUCGAUGAGCAGUUGCAAGCUGAGAGAAGUGAAACUGCUGUAUUUAUUGAGAAAGCUAAACAGCAAAUUGACAUGGAAAAACGGAAGAAUUUGGAAUGCUAUCGAAUGCAAAUUGAAAACGAGAGAAAUGCUAAAAAUUCAGCGAAUGCUAAAGUUUUGUUGAGAAUUGAAGAAGAGAAUGCAACCUUGAAGAUACAAAUAGAAAAAAUGACAAUUGCUUCUAAUCAAGAAAAAUUUCAAGAAAGGAACAAGUUCAGUCAACUUUUAACAGAAGUCAUCAGCAAGAAUGACUUUCUGAAAAAAGAAAUCCAAUGCAAGCUGAAUGGCAUAAACACUAAUACCAGCCCCAAUGUGGAGAAAAUAAAAUCACACUUCGAGUAUUUCAUUGAUCGUCUUUCAAGCAAUAACGAUGAUGUUGUAAUGCAAUGGAACGACUGGCUUGGAGCAUAA
Messenger RNA from Caenorhabditis briggsae, 567 nucleotides. The transcript is spliced from 6 exons. NCBI's taxonomy places the organism in Eukaryota, Metazoa, Nematoda, Chromadorea, Rhabditida, Rhabditidae. The coding region runs from base 1 to 567 and encodes 188 amino acids. The record is from RefSeq and is a predicted model, not a curated record.